Molecule: messenger RNA, 1935 nt
Organism: Anopheles aquasalis
Lineage: Eukaryota; Metazoa; Arthropoda; Insecta; Diptera; Culicidae
Gene: Alg3
Product: Alg3, alpha-1,3- mannosyltransferase
Cellular component (GO): endoplasmic reticulum
Molecular function (GO): dol-P-Man:Man(5)GlcNAc(2)-PP-Dol alpha-1,3-mannosyltransferase activity
Source: RefSeq, a predicted model, not a curated record
GACAAGACGAACGGCACCGCGAUGGCUCCGAGUACGGCUUACCAAAAAUCCACGGGCAAAACCGUGAGCCCACCUUUUCGCAAGGAACCACCGACGCUGUUGGCCAAAAUAAAGCGCGAAUAUCUGAAUCUCACCUUUGCUAAAUCGUUAAUCUUCGAUCCCGCCCGGUUGCCCCUGGUUUCCGUGAUAAUUCUUGCGAUCGAUUUCGUGCUCAACGUGCUCAUCGUGCAAAAUGUGCCCUACACCGAGAUCGACUGGAAGGCGUACAUGCAGGAGUGCGAGGGUUUCCUCAAUGGCACCACCGACUAUUCUCAGCUGCGAGGUGACACCGGUCCGCUAGUGUAUCCAGCCGGCUUCGUGUAUAUUUAUAGUGCGUUCUACUUCAUCACCUCUCGCGGUACCAACAUUCGGCUUGCGCAGUACCUCUUCAUCGUGAUCUAUCUGCUGCAGCAGACGCUGGUGCUGCGGUUGUACUGCAAAAGUCGCAAGAUCCCGCCGUACGUGAUGGUGAUCACGAUGUUCACCUCCUACCGUAUCCACUCCAUCUACUUGUUGAGGCUCUUUAACGAUCCGAUAGCAAUUCUGCUACUGAACGCUGCCCUCAACGCGUACAUCGAUGGUCGCUGGACGCUGGGAAGCGUCCUGUUGAGCUUGGGAGUAUCGGUGAAGAUGAAUAUCUUGCUGUUUGCUCCUGGCAUUCUGCUCCUGUUCAUUACUAAUCUCGGCUGGAUGGGUACGCUGCGGCAGUUGAUCGUUUGCGGCGGGAUCCAGCUGCUGCUCGGAGCUCCUUUUUUGCUCACAUACCCAUGGGCUUACCUAAAGGGUAGCUUCGAUCUGGGGCGCGUCUUUGAGCACAAGUGGACCGUAAACUAUCGUUUCCUCGAACCGGACGUAUUCGAGAGUAAAUUGUUUCACCUGGCACUGUUGGCGCUGCACCUCGGACUGCUGGCACUGUUUGCGUCGCCCUGCUACAAAUACUUCCAGAACUAUUGCCGACUGCGCAACCUGGAAAUGAUGCUGGCACCACAGAUUGCGGCUCAGAACCGGGUUGAAAAAGAGCAGGCAGCCAAACAGCAGCAGAAACAACGGCAGAUAGCGGGCAAGCGCAAGGAGGAAGAGAAGCUCAGCGUCGAGCAGGAAAAGUUCCUGAAAUCGUUCGAAAAGGGCAUCAAACAGAUGGCUGAAAAGGAGAAACAAAAGAGCACGCCAGAAACCAUCGAGCCCGCAGCUGCCGGUCCGAACAAGUUUUCCAUUCACUUUGACCGGUCCACCCAGCUGGCACUGCUGCCGAUAUUCCUGUCGAAUUUCAUCGGUAUCGUGUGUGCUCGCAGUUUGCACUAUCAGUUCUAUGUGUGGUACUUCCACAGCCUGCCCUACCUCACCUGGUACACGGAGUACGGGACUAGCUUGAAGUUCUUGUUGCUGCUGCUGAUCGAGUUUUGCUGGAACACCUAUCCCAGCACCGUGCUGAGCAGUUUGACGCUGCACGGAUGCCAUCUGGCGCUAUUGUACGGUAUCGGGCGGAAAAUGUUCCGCCGCAUUCCCGACCUUGCGUAGCUGGGUAAACCGAACCGAGAGGAGUUUCGGAAGACUCGGUCCAAUCGGUUGUGCCGUUCUUCCACAAAUGUGCCUUUAAUGAUGGAUCCAGUUUAAGCAGCGUGUGUGUAAUGAUGGACUGGUAGCUCUCGACAUACGUUUACCAGGAAUUGUGUGUUUUAAAUCCGUUUAUUUAUAGUAGAUUUGCAUUUUGUUAGCAACCAACAAUAAAACGAAACCGCCAAUUUGAAAAGCGAAACCGCGAGAGAAGUUUUCAACUCACCAUCGCCCUAAACGCGGCAACCGCGUGUUUUUGUUGUUGUUUUUGUGAGAAAACGCGCGCGAUUUUCGUUCCGCCGCCGCGAUCGAUUUCCCGGAUAAAAACCGUCGAAAAGGCGU